CGGACAGCAGAAGCCGCUUCAGUCUCUCCGUCUGUGUCCGCUGCUAGCUUAGAGCCUCUCGGUCUCUGUUUACACGCACUUUUAACUUCUUAACUUCUCUUUUAUUUAUCUGAACGCCAGGAAAUCAAAAUGCUUUCUGCUCGCUCUCCUCUUUCCGUCAAGAAUGAAAACGCCCUCAGCGGUCAGAUCGCCGACAUGUCGCUGGACAAAGAGAACACGCCACCGAGCCGGAACGCGACCCGCAUCCUGGCGUCUAAAACGGCGCGCAAAAUCUUCGACGGCCCUGCGCCCAAAGCCGUGAAGAAGAGCGGCGGCGAGGAGGAGGAGCCGCUGCUGAAGGAAAACCCCCGUCGCUUCGUCGUCUUCCCCAUCCAGUACCACGACAUCUGGCAGAUGUACAAGAAGGCCGAGGCCUCCUUCUGGACCGCGGAGGAGGUGGAUCUGUCCAAGGACCUGCAGCACUGGGAGUCUCUGAAGGACGAGGAGAGGUUCUUCAUCUCGCACGUGUUGGCGUUCUUCGCCGCCAGCGACGGCAUCGUCAACGAGAACCUGGUGGAGCGCUUCACACAGGAAGUGCAGGUGACGGAGGCGAGGUGUUUCUAUGGUUUCCAGAUCGCCAUGGAGAACAUCCACUCCGAGAUGUACAGCCUCCUCAUCAACACAUACAUCAAGGAGCCCGCGGAGAGAGAAUACCUCUUCAACGCCAUCGAGACUCUGCCGUGUGUGAAGAAGAAGGCCGACUGGGCGAUGGACUGGAUCGGCAACAAGGACGCCAGCUACGGAGAGCGCGUGGUGGCCUUCGCCGCCGUGGAGGGGAUCUUCUUCUCCGGAUCCUUCGCCGCGAUCUUCUGGCUGAAGAAGAGAGGCCUGAUGCCCGGCCUGACCUUCUCCAACGAGCUCAUCAGCAGAGACGAGGGUCUGCACUGUGACUUCGCCUGUCUGAUGUUCAAACACCUGGUGAACAAGCCGUCGACAGAAACCGUCACCAGCAUCAUCAAGAACGCCGUGGAGAUCGAGCAGGAGUUCCUGACGGAGGCUCUGCCGGUGAAGCUCAUCGGGAUGAACUGCGAGCUGAUGAAGCGCUACAUCGAGUUCGUAGCGGACAGACUGAUGCUGGAGCUCGGCUUCACAAAGAUCUACCGGGUGGAGAACCCCCGACUUCAUGGAGAACAUCUCUCUGGAGGGAAGACCAACUUCUUUGAGAAGCGCGUGGGCGAGUACCAGAGGAUGGGCGUGAUGUCCGGCGCCACAGACAACACCUUCAGGCUGGACGCAGACUUCUGAGGCCGACCCUCGCUCGGACUCGGGACUCGGUGCUCGGACUCGGCGCUGCAGCUGAUGUCAAGUUAAAAACAGGAGAAACAUUUGUGACUCUCAGAGUCGACCUGAUGUAAUUGCGUUCCUGCGAUAGACUCUACCUCUCGCCCAGUGCAUGCUGGGAUUGGCUUCAGUCCCCUGAAACCUUCAUUACAUGAACAGAUGGACCGUUUGUACAGAACAGUUUUAUGGUGCAGCUCGUUUUUUGUAAAUAAACUUGUUUUAUCUGCGUUUUGUAAUAAACUGUAAACUCCAGAUUUAUAUAUUAGUGCUUAGAUCAGCGUGGCAUGUGUACAUUUUUAGAAAUGAACUUUUUUUUGUUGUCCUUUUUAUUAAAGCUAUAUAAACAGAAA
Siniperca chuatsi (mandarin fish) is the source of this 1670-nucleotide messenger RNA. Its product is annotated as ribonucleoside-diphosphate reductase subunit M2-like. The record is from RefSeq and is a predicted model, not a curated record. Gene Ontology annotation, cellular component: cytosol. Gene Ontology annotation, molecular function: ribonucleoside-diphosphate reductase activity, thioredoxin disulfide as acceptor. Bases 130 to 1284 code for a protein of 384 amino acids. Gene Ontology annotation, biological process: deoxyribonucleotide biosynthetic process. The transcript has 10 exons. Lineage: Eukaryota; Metazoa; Chordata; Actinopteri; Centrarchiformes; Sinipercidae.